Molecule: messenger RNA, 5049 nt
Organism: Pectinophora gossypiella (pink bollworm)
Lineage: Eukaryota; Metazoa; Arthropoda; Insecta; Lepidoptera; Gelechiidae
Product: integral membrane protein GPR180-like
Exons: 7
Coding region: 303-1850 (515 amino acids)
Biological process (GO): response to pheromone; G protein-coupled receptor signaling pathway
Source: RefSeq, a predicted model, not a curated record
UAUGUUUUAUAGUAAGUCAGACUUGGCUGUGUAAGCAAAAGCUGGUUGCUUAAAUUUGGAAAUAAAAAACGAAUUUUGACAGUACUGUGAAGGUGGUGUGUAGUUAGUGGCUUGUCUUAUUUUUUUGGAAAAAUAUAAAUUUAUUUCCCAUUUAAAGACUUUUAUUAUAGUUAAUUUAAAUGAUAAUAUCAAGUUACAUAAUGUGUGAUUCCAGUGAAAUGAUACUUAUUUUAGAAAUUUUGUGAAAAAAGUGUAAUGUAUACCUGAAAUGUUGUUUUGUGUAGGUGUAUCUUACCACCAAAAUGUACAGGAAAAUAUUAAUUUUAGCGUUUUUUCUUUUGUUCUCCUUUGUGUCUUGUACUCAUAUAAAAGGAGAGUUUUCCACUGAUGAAUUCUUCAAAUUCCUAGUGAAGUUUGGUUUUCAAAAAACAGACAUUCAUUAUCAAAGAGAAACAUAUGGGUAUAUCUUUGGGAAUAUUACUUCAAAUGUAAAUUUUAAGUAUCCUAUAACCUUCGCCGUGUUAGAUAGACGGCACUUCAUACAUUAUUAUAAGAGUCGCAAUAUAGAAGAUAAGAAAGUGGCAUGCCAAGUUAUGUUUCAAAAUCUUAAUGAAUCGGCGUAUCAUCCAAAAUGCAAUGCAUAUGGUCAAGACCUAUUUCGAAGGAUCCCAUGUCCAAAAGGAGAACUUUGUGUUGACGAAGAUACACCAUGGAAUGUUAUAAAGAAGAAUCAAUUUACUUAUGUCAUUCAAAACACAGGCCAACCAAGGUUUUGGUAUGUGUCUAUGGUAGCAUGCUAUUUGGAUGAAGACACAUGCCAAUGGCACCACUACACCGGAGCACCAUCAAAGGACACCAAGACCCUAACAGAUAUGCCACAGACCAUCCAAUAUGACUUCUGGCUUGUGAACGGAAGUCCAAACUUGUCGUUCUACAAUACCCUGCUGUAUCAGUUUUCAUUUGACAGACAAAACACACUGGAACUAUAUUUAGUAUUCUGGUUGUGCUAUGUUAUACUUUUGCCAGUUCAAAUAUAUGCAGUCAGGACACAAAAGCACCCUGUGACGAAACUGUUCACGUUCAGCCUUGUGUUGGAAUUCAUAGCUCUCUGCUUCAAUGUGCUACACAGCGUCAAGUUUGCGGCAGACGGCGUGGGGUUCACCGAGCUCGCUGCCGCCGGAGAUAUACUCGAUAUAAUGAGCAGAACAUUAUUCAUGUUGUUACUACUCCUGUUGGCGAAAGGCUGGGCGGUCACCAGACUGGAGCUGACAUACAAACCUCUAGUAUUUGGCGUCUGGCUCUGCUACGGAAUAGUACACAUUCUGCUUUACGUUUGGAACACUACGGAAGUGGACAUAAUAGAAGAGAUAGACGAGUACCAAACAUGGCCGGGUUGGUUGAUACUAACCCUGCGCGUGGCAAUCAUGACGUGGUUCGUGUUAGAACUGCGCAACACCAUGAUGUAUGAGCACAACAUGCCCAAGCUGAACUUCCUUCUGCACUUCGGCGCGUCGAGUCUGGUGUGGUUCGUCUACUUGCCGAUAAUCGCCCUCAUCGCGCUGCAGAUCAGCCCACUGUGGCGAUUCAAGUUCAUAUUGGGUAUAACGUAUUCAGCAGACUGCCUAGCGUUUUGUGUAAUGGCACAUCUGCUAUGGCCGACGCGGUCAGAACAAUACCUAUUGCUAGCGCCUGCUGAUUAUACAGGCAUAGAGGAGCUGGACGAAUUCAACGAAUCCCCACACGUGGUUCACAGCGACACUGUCGCGCUUACCGCCGACAGUGUGAACGCGGACGAAGAAGAGGUCAUAUUUACACGCGCGCCAAUCAAGAAUGGAUCCGCCUUCUCAUAGCAACAAGGAUUUGAACACUAGUCACUUAUAAGGACGGGACAUAGGUAUGUGACUUUUGUCUUGAAAUGUCGCUGAGUAACCACUUUUAGUUUUCAAAUGGUCGGAAAAAUGACCUAAUAAGUGUGUGGCCAACAAAGGUGAAUCUAACGGGACUUGUACAAAAUGUAUUGGGAACAAAUUACCCUUUACUCACGAAUCACAUCUGUCUCAUUUUAACAGUAUAAUGGUAUCGAGACCAGCAAACAAAAGUUAAUUUUAGUUUUGAACUCUCAAACUAAACUAAAAUUAAGUUGUUCCAAAUUCGAUAGGUACCAUUAUGCUUUUAAAUAGAAACAAUGCGGAAAUAUUAUACGUACCUUUUUACGAUCGCCCUACUGUGUUGCCAACACGAAGAAUGCCGCGACAAGGGCAAGCUGCCAAAUUGUACCUAAAUUAAACAAAUUGUUAUUUAUAAGGGUUGCCAAACCCAAAUUUGUUAUGGAAAUCUGUGAGUGGUAUGUCAAUUUGGUUAUGUUGAAAUAUCAAACGUGGAAAUUAAUGAGAUAUCGUAGUAGAUUUUCUUCGACUUAGUACAAUCAUACAAGUAUGAUUAAAGAAUUGAAGUGAUCGUACUUUAUGUAUAUUUGCAAAGUAUACAGACGGAGAAGGUACGCGGUUAAAUCCUUAUCUACAAACACUUCUGUCACAAGAUUGGUGUAUGUAGCCUGUUCUGUUCUUCCUUUCAAUAAACCGACACUGUGCUGACAAUAUGUGUUUCUUUACUCUCUCUUCUCUCCUCACUUUAAAUACGUACGAAUUUAUUUUAGAAAACAAAUACGGUCAAAUAAUUUAAUUGAAAGACAGAAGCGCAUUAUGCGGGUGCGAGGUAGAUUGCAUCUAAUCACAGCGAUGCGAGAGUAUGACAUUUCUUUGAAUGUCUAUAUGGAAUGAAUCUUCUGUACCUAUAUAUAUCUUAUUGGGUAUUAUUGUAUUAUUAGUUUAGUGUAGCAACCCUGUUCGUCUAAUAACAGUGUGUCUGUUUAAAUCCUUUAUACGGACGAACUUACCUACUUGUCUGAUUGUACUAUGCUAGUGCAAUGAGCAAAUUAUUGAGUUUUGAUUUUUUAUUCUUGAUUCGAUCAUUGCCCAUUGCAGAUAGGUAGACUUGAGUGAUGCCAAAAAUGAUAAUAUUCGUAGCACGGUGCACAAAAGUUAUAUCGUUGUGUGCUAUAUGCAUGUAAACAUGAAAAAUGUAUGUUCUAUUCUAUCGCCUGUGUUGCAAUUUGGGUUCGCAAAUUCUUGUCACCGCCUGAGGUAUAUGAGCAGUGAGACGGAAGACGGCGCGAUUGACUAAUUGGCAGAUUAACACACGUAUUAAAACCAACACACGUAUUGAAACUUGCGCGUGGACUAGUAAUAAUUGUGAUGCGAAAUCUGCACUUUAAACGAAAAUUCUUAAAUUCCUUGACACAAAAGCAUGGUUGCAUCUAGUUACUAGACAGAAUUGUUUUAAAACUGGAAAGAAAAUUAUACGCAAAAGUCGAUUCUACACUUUCUGAAGAAUAGGUACUAAAUGUCACUCACUAAGAAAGAUUAUCUGAAAGAGAUCUCUCAUUAGACAAGUCUGCUGUUUGGUAUGUUUGCUGUGAACAAUAUACAAUGAUGUGGCUAUAUACCGCUAGUCUAACUAGCCAUUCAAGUAAAUAGUAUUCGUUUUUUUUUUAUAUUUUGGAAGUGUACAGUUUAACGUUUUAAAGAAUAUGCGCACAUAGGAUGAUAUCACAUGCACUGAACGAUGUACGAAAUUAUUAGUUGGCUGUUUAAUUUUGUGAAUAAAAAUACACGCAUUCCUUUGAAACUUCGAAUUCAGUGAGAUUUAAACGUCUAUUACAUUGUUUAAUGUAUGUUAGAUUAAAUAUAGUAGUCAUAUUAUAGAUAAUUCGGCGGAGAUGCUGUGCCAACUAAUGGUACCUACUUUAACUUUAAGGAAUUUAGGGGGGGAACACUUUCAUAAAUUAUAAGAAUAUUAAGAAAAAUGGCUGUAAUUUACAAGUUUUGAUGAAUUUACUAAGAGUUUAGUAAGCCUUUAUGCAGGCAUGCAGUGAUUGGAUUGUUAUACACAAUGGUCAGUCUGAAAGGCAACGAGCUAUACACCGCAUGCGCUUGCAUAGAUUGAUGAAACACAACAUGGCAGCCGUACCUACGCCAUUUUUAAUAUAAUAGCGUUAAUUUAUUUUCAUUUGGUGUGCUCAAAUGGAAAUGAAAAAUUGAUGAACGUAAAGGUGAACCAAUAACAUAUUCUUAUGAAAGUAAUACUACAUAUUACAUUUUAUACGCAGCCACGAACCAGAAAAUUUUUCGUACUGUACAGAGAUUUUUAAAAAAAUAUUAUCGUUAUUAAAAUAAGUAUAUAUGGUACAAUUCGAUCUCAUGAUGGUUUAUGAGUUGGAUAAUGUUGUUUUCAAAUUUAGAAAUAUUUUUUGAGUUCUCCAUACGUAUUUUUCUGUAGUUUUUUUUUAUAAAUGAAUAUAAUUGUAAGUUAUUUUUGCUGACACAAAAAGCUAUUUUGUUAUUUUUAUAUUGCAACACAUGCCAACAUUAAGCUAUGUAGCUUCUUAGUGUAAGUAUACCUAGCAUUUGUGUAGUUUCGAUUAGAUGUCCCUAUUACGAUUAUUUUGUAUUGUAGUAGGUAAAAUUAAAUGCCGUUGUAAAUAAAAUACACAUUUUUUAAUUCAUACUUUUUUCGAGCUACGUUUUUGUACAGCCUCUUUAUCGGUUUGUGGCAUGUCUUGAGAAUUUAGCAGUCAUUUAUGGCUAUUCGAAGGAGACGAGAAAAGUCGUAAUUAAUUGUACCAAAGUCAAAAUAAUUUAGACUCUCUAAAAUACAAGCUUUGUAAAGAAAUACUGUUUCUUUCAUUGUAGCCAAUUUUAUAGUUUUGCUUUAUACCUGCUUUCAAAAACGAACUCACCUAGGUGUUCUCGAAUGAAAAAAUAGAGUUAUUAAUUGAUUUUAAUGAGAAUCCAGUCGAAUAGAAUUACCUACAUAUAAGAGUUACCUAUUUGAAUUAUAUAAUAUUAAUUUAAUCUAAAAUUAAUUGAAAAUCUACUCAUUCCUAUUUAUUGUUUGUGGAAAAUUCUAUGUAUCAAAUUAUUGGUAUUUGUUUAGUCUAAGUCCUAUUGUAGCUGUGAAUUUUAUUGUAAAUAAAGUUUUCGUAUCAAA